AUGCCACCUGAACGCGCGAAUCCACCGGUGAAGCUGUCCCUGCCACUGCAAUACCAGCAGGACAUCUUCACCGAAUUGCGUGUGGAAGAUGAGCUGGUCAUCCUGGCGCGCGGCCUGGGGCUGCUGCGCCUGGUCACGAACUUGCUUCAUUUCUACGAUGCGGCGGGGAACAAUUUAGUCUUGAUUGUUGGGGCUGAUGAUCGGGAGAAUGAGUGGAUUGGAGAAGCAUUGGCAGAACAUUAUGCCAUUAGCAAGACUCCCCUUGCACGGGGUUUAAAAGUGAUCAACACUGAGAGGGCAUCGGUUCCAAUGCGAGAAAAGAUAUAUGCUGAAGGAGGUAUUCUGAGUGUGACAUCCAGAAUCCUUGUUGUGGACCUAUUAUCAAAGCUUCUUGACCCUGAGAAAAUCACUGGGAUGUUGGUAUUACAUGCAGAAAAGGUUGUGGCAACCUCACUGGAGGCGUUCAUCGUCCGAAUAUAUAGACAAGCCAACAAGGUUGGCUUUCUGAAGGCCUUCUCGGAUUCCCCAGAGCCUUUCACUACGGGCUUCGCACCUUUGGCAAACAUGAUGCGGAAUCUGUUUCUGCGGAAAACAUCAUUGUGGCCUCGCUUCCAUGUUACGGUUGCCGAAUCUCUCGAAGGACAUAGAAAAGCAGAAGUGAUUGAAUUAGAGGUUCCGAUGAAUGACAAGAUGCGGGAGAUCCAGAACGCCGUUCUGGAAUGCGUGGAAACAAGCAUCAGUGAGUUGAAAAAGUCGAACACGGGUCUUGAUAUGGAAGAGUGGACGCUAGACAGUGCUUUGCACCGAAAUUUCGAUGUCUCAAUCAGACGUCAGCUCGAUCCCAUCUGGCACCGGGUCAGCUUUAGGACCAGGCAGAUUGUUAGCGAUCUCACAGACCUCAGGGCUAUUCUGCAUGCUUUACUUACUUACGACGCGGUAUCCUUCGUGAAAUAUCUCGAUACGAUUGUUGCUGCACACUCGCCGCCUCCAGGGUCAACAAAGCACAAUUACUCGCCCUGGCUUUUCCUUGAUGCGGCCCAUGCCCUCUUCCAAACGGCAAAAUCUAGAGUUUACCAGGGGAGGUUAACAAACGACAUGGCUCCAUCAUUGUCAACUUCUUUCUCCGCCACUCUGCAGCCAGUCCUCGAGGAACAACCGAAAUGGAUCGUCUUAGCCGAUGUCUUGGAAGAGAUUGAACGUGACACAUAUUUUAAUCCAACUCCUGCUGAAGAGUCGAAUAGUGUGAUUUUGAUCAUGUGUUCUGACCAACGCACCUGCCGCCAGCUUAGGGAAUAUCUCGCAACCAUGCACACGCAGAUAGAUUCAAAUUUUGAUGAACAGAUGGAGAACACAGAUGGUAUCUCAGAACCAAAGGCUUCUGCUGGGAUUUUCUUACGUAGAAAGCUACGGGAGUACCUGAACUGGAAGGGUACAGUUGCGAACAUCAACAAGAAUCUGUCAACGACUCCCAACACGCCGGCUGGCAAGUCCAGAGACUCAUCUGCACCUCUGAACCCACAUCAAGGAAGACCUCCACCAAACAAGCGGCGCCGUGUCCGUGGUGGCGGUACAACUGCUCUGGUACCAGCACGCGCACCAAACACCAGCGUCCAGACCGAGGUGGAACUCCCCGGUCAAGUAUCGGGGCUGCUCGACGAAAUCCAGCCUACCGCAGCCGAGGAGACGCAAAAAGACGAGAUUGUCAUUGAUGAUUUGGAGAACAUGGAAGAUUACUACGAACUGUAUGACAUGAAUGACUUGAUCAUGAUACAUCCUUUUGACGGCGAUAUGGAUGAGCAUAUCCUGGAGGAAGUUCGGCCUCGAUACAUCAUCAUGUACGAACCGGAUGCUGCAUUUAUUCGACGAGUGGAGGUCUAUCGCAGUUCUCAUGUCGGGCGAAAUGUGAGGGUCUAUUUCAUGUACUACGGGGGCUCUGUAGAAGAACAGAGAUAUCUGAGCGCUGUUCGACGUGAGAAGGACGCUUUCACGAAGCUCAUCAAGGAGAAAGGGAACAUGGCUGUUACAAUCACACACGACAAGAGUGCUGAAGAUCCGCAAGAGCAAUUCCUCCGCACGGUCAACACACGUAUUGCCGGUGGUGGUCGGUUGGCUGCCACCUCCGCGCCGCCGCGGGUAGUGGUGGAUGUUCGCGAGUUCCGAAGUGCUCUCCCCUCUCUGCUUCACGGCAAUAAUAUAAUCGUUGUUCCCUGUCAGUUGACAGUGGGUGACUACGUCCUCACGCCGGAUAUCUGCGUUGAGCGCAAGUCUGUCCGCGAUCUUAUCUCGUCUCUGAGGAAUGGCCGAUUAUACAACCAGACCGAGACCAUGCUACAACAUUACAAAACGCCCCUCCUCCUGAUCGAGUUUGAUCAGAGCAAGUCCUUCACAUUUGACGCCUUUGCUUCCGCCGUGAACCCGGGCGCUAGCUUCUUCACGGACUACGGCUUCUCGUCUGCUGGUGUCGGGACGUCCCUCCCUACAAGCAGCUCGUUGGCCAACCCGCUGAAUCCCAAGUCUCCGCAACAUAUGCUCGUCCUCCUGAUGACCGCUUUUCCCCGGCUCAAAAUCAUCUGGUCCUCGUCCCCCUACCAGACAGCUGAAAUCUUUGCCGAGCUGAAGAAAAACAACCCAGAGCCAGACCCUAUACGAGCCGUCCAGCUCGGCCUGGAUAUAGAUAUCGGUACCUCCUCGUCAGCAUCGGCAGGCCGAGGCGCAGACGUCAUGGCUGCCACGGGCAUCGAACAUCGUAUUUUCAACAAGCUGCCACAAGAUAUGCUAUCUGCCGUGCCCGGUGUCACACCGCAGGCGCUCGAACGACUGAUUCUGGAGACGGGGAAUGUUCACGAAAUCGCAAAUAUGAGUGUCGAGCAGCUUGAUCCAUUAGUUGGCAAGGAGGUUGCAAGAAAGAUCGUCGGGUUUUUCCGCAAGAGUGUCUUCGAAGACUAA
Messenger RNA from Penicilliopsis zonata CBS 506.65, 2946 nucleotides. RefSeq lists its product as hypothetical. Gene Ontology annotation, biological process: nucleotide-excision repair involved in interstrand cross-link repair; resolution of meiotic recombination intermediates; double-strand break repair via single-strand annealing, removal of nonhomologous ends. The coding region runs from base 1 to 2946 and encodes 981 amino acids. The record is from RefSeq and is a predicted model, not a curated record. Lineage: Eukaryota; Fungi; Ascomycota; Eurotiomycetes; Eurotiales; Aspergillaceae. Gene Ontology annotation, cellular component: nucleotide-excision repair factor 1 complex. Gene Ontology annotation, molecular function: single-stranded DNA binding; damaged DNA binding; single-stranded DNA endonuclease activity. The transcript is spliced from 8 exons.